CGGAUUUUAAAGGUGUGGCAAUCUUUUAAAGAAGAAUAAACCCCGCCAUGGGGAGGAGGAAGAUGAUCUGAGCUCCCUCCCCAAGCUCUGUCUAGGGGAUCUGAGCAAUAAAGUGGAGAAUAGUGUAUGGAGGGGGUGUUGUAUGUGAACAAAGUUUCGUAUCUCAAAAUGCGAGGGAGUCAUCGAUGGCCCAAAGCCAGGCUUGUCUUUGCUUGCUUUGGCAGGAGAUCAGGAGCAGAAGCAGCCUCAGCAGCCAUAGAAAUAUAGAAUGAUUGAAAGAAGGUGACGAAAAAUAUCGAAGGAAAUUGAUACCAAUCAUCAUAGAUGGAUAUGACAAAGUGCUCACGAACUACAACAACGAGGAGGUGCCCAUAGUACCGUACGAAGAGAGGGGGCAUUGGGCUUGACAGACAGGAAAGGGAUCUGUCAUCACAUCGUCGUCGAUGCCUGGACAGAGAGUGAAUGAGAACCGGGUGAGUGAGGUCAGAAAUUGAUGCCAGCCAGAUGCAAACGCUAAACCCUGGCAGUGAAUGGCACGCUCUUCGUUCGACAUUGCGGGUGCCAAGGAGUUCACGCAUGGUUUGGAUCGAUUGUAUCUUACUGGUCGAAGAUAUUUUACCUUUCAAAAUUCUUUAAACCUCUAAUUCUGGCACAGAGAAAUCUGUCCUCCCCCGACGAGGACCAGAACGUUGGUGCGUACUGUCGCGUAAGCUGUUCAGCAAGGUUUUGGUGACAAAGAACUCGUUAGUUUUCGGACCUCAGUUCAUGAGGUCGUCGAGGCAUUGAGUCGUGUCACAACUUCGCGAAGUGGGACCGCUGUGGGCUUUCAUACUUAGGGUUACAGAAAUUACCUUGUGAGCAAAAACCUGGGCUCUAACACUACAAGACUUUCGAACUCUACACAUUGGAACUUCUGUGACUCUCAGACUGUAGUGACCAGAAAUUGCUGAGGUCGGAGAGAUUCUGGAGCGUUUUUGGAAAAUAAUCCGCGCCACUGGGAGUCAUGGAGUAGGAGACGAUUUUUUUUACUCAGUAUUACACUGCUCGUGAACACAAAUUUUGUGAAUGUGGCGGGACAGCAGCGGAGUCUAAUUUCUACAGUAGCGGAGCUCUUGUUCGUAACAUGUUUUUCAACUCCGGAGAACACGAAGCGAUCAAGUCGAACAUUCGUCGUCUUGGAGCUAGCUUCAGUUACUGUGAUUGAAUUUUCAACAGCUUGCUCCUACAUGCGUCGAGGAUAUGUUUAGGGUUUACCUUCACGAAGUUAUUCCGGUGCAGAGAGCAGGAUAGUGCUGUUUGGAAGAGUUCUGAACUCCACAUUAAAACUCCUCGAUUGGUGGAUGGUCUAGUUUACACAUGCGCUACUUGGCAAGAGUUGCUGUUCUGUACUACCGACUAUUUAUCACUUACUUCUGCAGAUUCUAGGAGUAUGGCGAGCUUGGCUGCAUAAGUCGGUUACUCUAGCCUGGUUGUUUUUUCAAAAUAUAGUUGUUCAAUCAGCAUAUGAAAUGGGGCAUUUACACUUGCCCAUCUUCUGCGACACGGAGCGAAUUGACCAUGCAUGGAGGUGCACUGAUGAGUAGUCAUGUUGUGUCCAGUAUAGAAAGGCCAGCCUGGGCAGCUCCACAUUUUUGCCAUUGUACGGAGUGAAUGCCGAAUUGUUUCAGGAAUCAACAUGGGUUGUUUGUGGUCAAAGACCACAUGAUUUCGUGCACUCCCGGCACCUAAUAAUAAGUCUGUGGUGCCCAACUGAUUGAUUUUUAUCCGUGGUUCGAACCACAUUUAGGGAGAAGAGAGUAAGACAUCUCAGUACCUUACUUGGCGUUUACAGCUCGGGUGUCAGAGCUGUGGUGUUUGGGAUGAGCCCUGAGAAGGAGGGGUUCCAAAGGGUGAUGAGCGGACAUGAGUAGGUUGUCUUUCAGGCCCCGCCCAUUAGACAUUCACAAGAAGCUACCUAUCGUCAAGUCAGUGAAGGACCUUGACAGUGAUGAAGGCCCAGGAGUGUCUCGGACUGUGCAUCAUAAUCACAUCGCCUUGGAUGCUGAAAAUGAGCUGGUGUUGUCUACUCCCACACGACGAGGAGGUGCGGAAAUCCCAACCCCGCAGUUUGUGGUGGUGGAAUCAUAUGAGAGAGACUAUACACGCUCUUUUAAUCAGCCUCCAUCAUAUCUUCGCGGUCGGGGAGCAAGGAGUGAAGCAACAGAGUUUGUGGAAUAUGACCUGGAUGACGAAGAUGAAGAUUGGCUUUUGCAGCUUAAUGCGGAGCGCAGGAUUUUGUCUCCAGAAAGGUUUGAGUGGAUGCUCUAUAGGUUGGAGUGUAUGGAUCACAAAGCACGAGAACGAACAGGAGGAGUGCCUGCCACUCAGGGAGUCGUGGUGCCCGUACUACUCCAACGUGAGGUUGCCAUUGACACGCUGCGACCUCAGAUCAGUCGGCAAGCUGUCCUUACAGCAGUGUACGAUUUCUGGAAGUCUAAGCGAGAUCGUUGGCAGAAGCCUAUAUUACGUCGCCUACAGCCGCCCCCACCGGUGAAUGAUACCAACCCUUUCAAUGUUUUCAGGCCAAGGGAAAAGGUUCACAGGCCCCACACUCGACGAAUGCAAAGGCGCGAGAAUGAUGUCUCGUCCUUCGAGAAAUUGCGGCAGGUCCGGCUGAACUUGGAACAAUCCAGAAACUUAAUCCUGGCCUUACAGAAGAGGGAAGAGAAGAAGAGAGAACUGAUGGAGUGUGAAGCAAACCUUCAACGCGUCCAACUAAGGCUUAAGCAUGAUGCGCGACUUGACGACGAUGGGUUUUUGGCUACGAAUACAUCGAACUCACAACCUUCCCGAAAGUUCGUGCCAUCAAAACGAGGAGAGGACGGUCAUGGUUUAGUUCAAAGGUACGGUAGUGGAGUUGGGGCACAAGAUCAAAUAGAUGGACAGGGUGUUGGUGUGCGAAAUCCCUCCGAGGUUCCUACAGCUUCAGGUGAUUGCAUAGUAGGAGAUCAAAUGGACCGUUUGAAACACAAACGAAAGAGAAGGCGGUUGCCUGUUCCAAGAGGUCGACCCAUGCGGAGGAUCAAAGUCAUGGAUUCAUUGGAGCCUGUGUUACUGUUUACUAAGCCUUUAGAUUCAGAGAAGCUCGCUGCUGCCGGCAUUAACCCUCCCAAAGAACCUUCUCUUGAAAAUGGUUUGACUGCAUCACCUUAUCAGUUUCAUGGUAGAAUUGGUCGGGGGGGCCGCAUUAUCUUUGAUCGUUGGAACCCCUUAACUCGCACACCAAUUGGUAGUUCUAGUGUAGUUCCUUCACCCUCAACUUUUAGGACGUCACCAACUGCAGAGAGGUUUCAUGCUCCGCCACCCCCAAGGCUGGAUGUGCAUGCAACCACUCCCCUUCACUCAAACAAUACUCCUGUUGCCGGAGUGGUUGAACAUACGUCAAGUACAAAUGCCCCACCUCCUUGAAUUUCGGUGCUGGCUUUUAGACACGAUUUACUCAGAGCAUGAGGAGAGGCAGGGCGAUGGUGGGAAUCAGAGCCAUUACUCCUCUGCAGUGUAGGGCCUUCAUUGAUGCUCUACGUUUGUACUACUAACUUGUUCUUUUUGUGCAUAUCCUGUUUAUGGAAAUGUGUCGCCCCAUGGCUGCUCUUCAGUUUUUCCAACCAAUCGAGCCGCUGCAGUCUUCAAAGAUGGUUUGACACAACAUACUCAAUUUAUCCCUGGUUCUGGUGACUGAGAGUUUUAGUACUUAUCAAUCUUGUAUGACUAAUCACUUCAAAUUUUUUGAUAGUUAUAACGGAUGCUUUCUUUAUAGAGUUGUUGUCUGUGUGCCACUAACUUCCAUGUGGGUUUUUCUUGAGUUGGCCUCGUUGAUGAGUCGAAUCCCUGAGUUUAUACAAAUCAAGAUAUGUAUCGUAGAGCUUUGCCCCUGAUUUCGGUCGAAGUCCAUGUCACAUGUUCGACGCAAUGUUAUCAUAGUUUCAUUUCGCAAGAAAUCAAAAUGAGAGUCGGGGAGCUGGCGUUUCAAUGUUUACUUCCUAUGGUUAUACAAAAUAAACGAAACAAUUUUGGUCUUAAGCUGAUUGGUUCUACUCUGAGUAGUUUGUUUUACAAUUGCUUUCAGUAGAAAGGGUAUUUAAUACUUCUUCUUCCAGGCUUUUAUCAUGAAGUAGAAUUUAUUUUGUUACGAAGACGGUGAAAUAUUGGAAAGUUCAAUUUUCACACGAUCCUGUCAUGCCUGUUAUUUAUAGAUUUCUUUUCAGUUUGUCAUCAGUCAGAUGUUAUCCGUGACAUUCUCAGCUGAAUACCUUGUCCAUCUUUAUUCACAUUUUUACCGAGGGGUACCGGUCUCAUUCCGCCUCUAGCAUCGCAUUUGUCCUAAACCUCUUCCUUCAAGUCAUUCUGGUUACUCGACUUUUGACAAAUAUUUACCUCCUCCCCUUUUUGUGAUAGUUUUUGUUCAUACUGUCCAGUGCUAAA
This is a messenger RNA of Marchantia polymorpha subsp. ruderalis, 4461 nucleotides long. NCBI's taxonomy places the organism in Eukaryota, Viridiplantae, Streptophyta, Marchantiopsida, Marchantiales, Marchantiaceae. The record is from the annotation of a GenBank genome assembly.